AUGCGCAUGAUAGGACUGGCUGGCGAUUCGACCAUGACAAGCGCGCGCCUUUGGAUGUCACAGUCGAGCACUGCAUAUAGGCCGCCGCAUAAUGGCCUCGUCCGCGGCCCGCCCUAUCCUCUAGGGUUCCAGCGCCGCAUCGCGAGAUGGAAGAGCGGGGAGAGGCUGAAGGACCGCGCGAUUUCAGAGGAGGCCGCGUGCAAGGAAUAG
Molecule: messenger RNA, 210 nt
Organism: Clonostachys rhizophaga
Lineage: Eukaryota; Fungi; Ascomycota; Sordariomycetes; Hypocreales; Bionectriaceae
Source: the annotation of a GenBank genome assembly